Ostreobium quekettii is the source of this 1500-nucleotide messenger RNA. The record is from the annotation of a GenBank genome assembly. Lineage: Eukaryota; Viridiplantae; Chlorophyta; Ulvophyceae; Bryopsidales; Ostreobiaceae.
AUGCUGAUGUACUGUACUGCACAACCCCACAAGUUGACGGGUGGCAAGGCCGCGCAGUGGACCACCAACAGCGGCCUGCCCGUGUACAACAACGAUGACUCGCUGACGGUGGGCCGCCGCGGGCCCGUGCUGCUGGAGGAUUACCACCUGGUGGAGAAACUUGCACACUUCGACAGGGAGCGCAUCCCCGAGCGCGUCGUGCACGCGGUGGGGGCCUCCGCAAAGGGGUACUUCGAGGUCACGAACGACGUCAGCAACCUGACGUUUGCAGAUUUCUUGAGCGAGCCGGGCAAGAGGACCGACGUGAUUGUCCGCUUCUCGACCGUCAUUCCAUCCAAGGGACAGGCGGAGACGGUCAGGGACCCCCGCGGCUUUGCCGUCAAGUUCUACACCGACCAGGGAAACUACGACCUGGUCGGCAACAACUUGCCGGUCUUCUUCAUUCGGGACGGCAUGAAGUUCCCCGACAUGGUCCACGCCUUCAAGCCCAACCCUGUGACGAACUUGAUCGACAACUGGCGUUUCGUGGACUUCUUCUCCCACCAUCCAGAGAGCCUCCACAUGUUCGCGCAUGUGUUCGACGACAUCGGCAUCCCAAAGGACUACCGCCACAUGGACGGUUUCGGAGUGCACACAUUCAAGUGGAUCAACAGCGAGGGGAAGGAGUACCUCGUAAAGUACCACUGGAAGUCCAGCCAGGGUGUGGAGUCCCUGCGUGACGACGAGGCACAGCGCAUCGGUGGAAGGGACAACGUGCACGCCACGCGCGACCUGUACACGAGCAUCGCGGCGGGCGACUUCCCCGAGUGGGUGCUCCACGUGCAGCUCAUGGACCCCUCCCGCGCCGCCACGCUGGACUUCGACCCCCUGGACGUCACCAAGACAUGGCCAGAGAACCUGUUCCCUCUCGUGGAGGUCGGACGCAUGGUGCUCGACAAGAACAUCGACAACUUCUUCAACGAGAACGAGCAGCUGGCCUUCAGCCCCGCUCUUGUGGUGCCCGGCAUCACGUACUCGGAGGACAAGCUGCUCCAGUCGCGCAUAUUCUCGUACACCGACACGCAGAGAUACCGCAUUGGGCCUAACUACCUCAACCUGCCGGUGAACGCGGCCAGGAGCGGCACCAUGAACAACCAACAGGUGGACAGCGUCAUGAACUUCGUCAACAAGCCCAACGAGGAAAUCAACUACUUCCCCUCGAAGUUCAGCGGCGCCCUGCUUGCGGAUGAGUAUCCCAUCUCCAGGGAGGGCAUCUGCAGCAGGCGCACCCAGGAAGUCAUCCCCAAGGAGAACAACUUCGACCAGGCUGGCGAACUGUACCGCAGCUGGCCCGCCGAUCGACAGGAGCGGUUCGCCGAAAGGAUUGCCCAAAACUUCCUCCUCCAGCCAAGGGUCACCCAGAGGCUCCAAAGGAUAUGGGUGGAUUACUGGACCACGGUCGACGAGAGCCUUGGAAAGAGCCUCAUCAGCAGGUUGACGGACGCCGGGGUGUACCUGUGA